AUGUUCGCAACACGGUUCCUGUUUUUCACCCUUGCCCUCCUCGUUGCACUCGUAACCGCGGUGCCAACCCCACCGCACGUCAAGAUUAUGCGCCUUCGCCGUUCAACAUGCCCGAAGAAACCGACGACCGCAGUUCCACCCGCUACGACCCUUCCUAUUAUCGUUCCAACUUCUACACCAUCCUCCAGCUCUGUCGCUGUUCCCAGCUCUGCUAGCUCAAGCGCACCCACUUCGGAAGCCGUUUCAAGCUCCACCGUUGCCCCGAGCUCUAGCUCCAUCCCAAGCUCAAGCGUUGCGCCCAGUUCAAGUGUUGUCCCCACCCAGAGCAUUGUUCCCAGCUCAAGCUCCAGUGCUAUCCCCAGCUCCUCUCCCGUGACCUCAAGCCCUGCAAGCUCUUCUGCCCCCGCUACCACCUCUGUCACGCCUUCAAGCUCAUCUGCGGUCCCUGCACAGCCCACCAGUGUGAAUCCGGGCGUCCUUGGGCAAUUGUUCCCCGUUCAAGGAUUUGGUAACAGGGCUUGGUCCACCACCGACGUCCUCGGCAAUGCACUCGCCCUUUCCGAUAGCACUUUCCGACCCCGAAACGUUCUCCGAUCGGUGGUCCACAGCUACACCAACGCUCCUGAUGGCAAGCGAGCUAUGAGGGCAUUCUAUCCCCGUGGUUCGUAUACAUUCGGUUUCCAACCCCAGGGUGGAUUCUCCUUCUAUGCCCCCGGCCCUGCCUCUGUCGACCUCACUACCGCCAAAGAAGCUACCUUCUCGUACUCCGUAUUCUUCCCUCAAGGUUUCGGCUUCCAGCUUGGUGGCAAGCUCCCCGGUCUCUAUGGUGGAAACAGUGACGGCGAGGCUGUCGGAUGCUCUGGUGGAAGGAAAUCUUCUUCGUGCUUCUCUGCUCGUCUCAUGUGGCGCGCCGACGGCGAGGGUGAAUUCUACGCCUACCUCCCCCCUUACACCGACGCUCGUUUCGCUGCCAACAACAAGCUCUGCUCCGGGCCUGGCAAUCACUGCAACCCCACUUACGGUGCCUCCGUCGGUCGUGGUUCUUUCCGUUUUGCCACCGGUGCAUGGACUACCGUCAGCGAGCGCGUUCGCCUCAAUGAUGUCGGUCAAGCCAACGGCGAGCUCGAGCUCUUUGUCAACGGCAAGAGCGUCGUCAACAUCAGUGGCCUCAUCCUCCGCGACAGUGGUGCUGGACGAAUUCGCGGUAUGCAGAUGCAAACUUUCUUCGGUGGUUCCAAGCCGGAGUUUGCCAGCCCCAAGGACCAGGAAGUCUUUUUCUCCGACUUCUCGGUUGCGAUCACCCAAAGACUCUAA
Molecule: messenger RNA, 1314 nt
Organism: Coprinopsis cinerea okayama7#130
Lineage: Eukaryota; Fungi; Basidiomycota; Agaricomycetes; Agaricales; Psathyrellaceae
Product: alginate lyase
Exons: 3
Coding region: 1-1314 (437 amino acids)
Source: RefSeq, a predicted model, not a curated record